AUGGGAGUGUACCAUCCAGGAGAAAAUAAUGAAACAAAUGUUAUGGAAUUCAUCCUUCUUGGCUUCCCUGGGACUCAGUAUCUGCAAACAGUCAUGUUCAUCCUCUUUCUAAUUAUGUAUAUCUUGACAGUUUUUGGAAAUGUGUCCAUCAUAAUUUUAGUGAAAACCAAUCGUCAACUUCAUACUCCUAUGUAUUUCUUCCUUUGCAAUCUUUCUUUCCUGGAGGUAUGGUACACCACAGCCUCUAUCCCCAAGAUCCUUGCUAUCUUCCUGGGGAAGAGCAGAAGCAUCUCUUUCACAGGUUGCAUCCUACAGUUGUACUUUGUCUUUUCAUUUGGGAGCACUGAACAAUUCCUGCUCUCUGUCAUGGCUUAUGACCGAUAUUUGGCCAUAUGUCACCCACUCCACUACAAUACAGUUAUGGACCUCAGCUCCUCUGGCAAGCUGGUAUUCGGUUCUUGGCUUUGUGGAUUCCUGGUUGUUGUUAUACCUGCUCUUCUGAUCUCAAGGUUGUCCUUCUGUGGAUCCAGUGUGAUUAACAACUUUUACUGCAGCAUUGACUCUUGGAUAGUUUUGUCCUGCACAGACACCUAUGUCAUUGAGAUAGUGUCUUUUGUCACAGCUGUCAUUGUCAUCAUAGGUUCAUGUCUGAUAACUUUUCUAUCCUACAUAUACAUUAUCUCCACCAUCCUGCACACCCCUUCUACCAAAGGAAGGCAAAAAGCCUUUUCCACAUGCUCCUCCCAUCUUGCCAUUUUGAUUAUUUGGUAUGGCUCCACCAUCUUUCUUUUUGUCAAACCUUCUAAGCAGACAUCUUUAGAAAUUACCAAAAUAGUGCACGUCCUCAGCCUCAUUGUGGUUCCUUUGCUGAAUCCUUUCAUCUACACACUAAGGAACAAAGAGGUAAAGGGUGCUUUGAGAAAUUUAUUGCACUGGGGAUGUGACAAUACUCUUAUUGUGUGUUUGGGAGAGAGAGAUAUCAUCAGAUAA
This is a messenger RNA of Gekko japonicus, 990 nucleotides long. RefSeq names its product olfactory receptor 6F1-like. The record is from RefSeq and is a predicted model, not a curated record. Gene Ontology annotation, molecular function: olfactory receptor activity; G protein-coupled receptor activity. Gene Ontology annotation, biological process: G protein-coupled receptor signaling pathway. Lineage: Eukaryota; Metazoa; Chordata; Lepidosauria; Squamata; Gekkonidae. The coding region runs from base 1 to 990 and encodes 329 amino acids. Gene Ontology annotation, cellular component: membrane. The transcript has a single exon.